UCGAUUGGUAUUUGUCAACAGAUUAUCCUUCGGUAGAAUCAUGGAGAUAGACGAGAUGGAGAGCAUAAAUAUUGGCGAAACGCCUCACAGUACAAUAAACGCAAGCAAUCGUAGUUCUCACGACAGUGUGGAUAGUGGUUACUUCGCCCUUACUCCUCAUUCUGGCGCGUACACGCCGGUAAUCUCGGGAUGCAGGUCCAGGCUGUCUUGCAUAUCGUCGAAAAGGCAUCACCGUGUCAGGUUGGAUCCUCUUCAGUCGGAACGAGCCCACCGGCAUCGAUCGAAAUUAAAUCAUAUGUUAAAUGCAUCCGAAUCCGAUUACUUCGUAUCGGAGAGUUCGGAACUCGAAAGUUUGCUCGAAGACAAGUCGAGUUUCGGCGGCAAUCAUAAGAGUCUGUCCCUCGAGCAUUCGAGCGGCGAAUUAAUUAAUCAGAGCACGGAAUGCCGAGAAUGUAAUGCCGGUUAUCGGGGUAGAACACGUCGAAGUUUGAGGACGACGGUCCCCAUUACGCCAGCUUCGACGAAGUUGCAACUUCUUUCGCCACCACCAUCGCCGGCGGUGCCUUCUUCUUCGUUUGUCGCCUCCGAACCUAUCGAAGAGGAUGUAGAAAUGAAGCUAGUCAUCGUGCCACAGAGCACACCCGAGGUAACCAAUUCACUUAAACGCAAACCGCCGUUCCAACCGCCUCCACGUAUCGUUAUUUCACCAGCCUAUAGAAAAGCUAGUCCUGCAAUCAGUUCAGCAGAUAACCGGAAAUUAAGCCAGCUCUCUAUCACGGAUCUUGCUGCCAUUGCAGAGAUCAAGCCAAAGAGGCUGGACUUCAGUCAAAAUGCCUUUCCUUUAGCGUGCCAUCGUACCAGAGCUAAUCCAGACUACACGGGCAAAGAAACCGUGGACAUGUUAGCCCUAUUCGGCGACAAGAGCAACAACUGGUGUAUAGUUUCCAAAAUCCUAUCCUACCUCGGACCUCAGGAUCUGUGUUCUGUCAGUAUGGUGUCCAAAACGUGGAGGAGGAUCUGCUUGAACGACUUCAGGGCCAAUACUAGAAGACUGACCCACGUAAUACUCAGACAGAAUGCUAAAGAAAACUUGAAACUAAUCAAAAAGUCAAAGAUAGAAGGAGAUAUCCAGUCCAGUCCUAAGAGUAGAUAUGCCAGAAAGGGCUACUUAUUGCAAGUUCAGAACCUUCUCCAAGAACCAAGAAAGCAACGGCCACCGAGCAGCCCGCCUGUUUCCCCCAGUAAAGUAAAAUUCCACUCCUUCGUUAAGGCUAGUCGUACACUCGCACCCUGGGAACAUUUGUUGUCCUGUCCGAACUGUUCUUUCCCAUGUCACGUGGACGGCGAGAAGAACGUGGGAACGUGUUCGAGACAAGGUUGCUUGAUGGAAUUUUGCACCUCGUGUUCCUCGAGGCCGCACACCGGUCCUUGCAAAACACCCCUGUUAGCCACGCCGACCAAGAGGAACAAACGCCUAAUCGUUGGCUCGAGACAGAGCAAACGGAACCUCAGGAGAUUAUAA
Colletes gigas is the source of this 1522-nucleotide messenger RNA. RefSeq lists its product as uncharacterized. The coding region runs from base 41 to 1522 and encodes 493 amino acids. The record is from RefSeq and is a predicted model, not a curated record. The transcript has 2 exons. Lineage: Eukaryota; Metazoa; Arthropoda; Insecta; Hymenoptera; Colletidae. Gene Ontology annotation, biological process: regulation of mitotic nuclear division; negative regulation of meiotic nuclear division. Gene Ontology annotation, molecular function: protein binding. Gene Ontology annotation, cellular component: nucleus.